Molecule: messenger RNA, 783 nt
Organism: Metarhizium acridum CQMa 102
Lineage: Eukaryota; Fungi; Ascomycota; Sordariomycetes; Hypocreales; Clavicipitaceae
Source: RefSeq, a predicted model, not a curated record
AUGCCAACACGCUCAAAAAGAGCAUCACCACCAAAUAUCAAGAAGCCCAACCCAACAUGCAAACAACACAACCCCAUUCCCGCAAAAUGGCUCUCCUUAAUGGCCCCCCAGCCGAACAUCAUCCUCCCCGAGCCCCGAAUCAACCGUGUCCCACGCCCUCGGCUUCCUCAACUCCUUACGGCUCAAAUGCCCCGGAUACACAACCCCGUACACCGCCAUGGUGCCAAACAUCAAGGCCGCAUCAAAAACAUACAGCGUCCACUCAUGCUUCAGCAAAUAGCCCUCCUUGCCCAUGAUGUACUCCACGACCCUAAACACCGACCGCACCAGAAUCAGCGCGCUCGUCGCGUACAGCAUCAUCAUGAUCCUGACCCAGCCCGAGCUGGCGUCCAUGCUCGCCGCCGACGGCCACCUCCUCAUCCGGACGUGAAAAAUCACAGCCGUCAUGGCAAACAGCCCAAACAUGAUGAUUUGCACAAACAGCCCGCCGAGGAUGAUGUUCUGUCCCGUCUUGGGGUCAAAGUUCUCGCCCGCCAUCAUCCCCCCUCCCGACGACUGCACCAUGAACGACAAGACGUCGCCCAGCACAAAGGCCUUGGUGAGCCAGCGGAUGGGGAUGAUGGAGUGGCGCUCGCCGUGGACGCUGCGCAUGAGCCGCCCGAGCGUCAUGUAGAUGGAGGCGGCGAAGAGCGCGGGCGCAACGAGGAUGAGCACCGACUGCAUCAGGUACGGGCCGAGUUGGUCGGUGUUGUCGCGCGCGUACGCCCGGGCCGCGUAGCCUAG